Messenger RNA from Sinocyclocheilus grahami, 558 nucleotides. Its product is annotated as derlin-2-like. Lineage: Eukaryota; Metazoa; Chordata; Actinopteri; Cypriniformes; Cyprinidae. The record is from RefSeq and is a predicted model, not a curated record. The transcript is spliced from 4 exons. Bases 83 to 487 code for a protein of 134 amino acids.
ACUGAUGUGCUGUGGGUAAGUGACCGCACGGACACGCAGUGAAAGUGUGCAGAAGAGUUGCUAAAUUCGCCGGAGAAACAUCAUGGCAAACAGUGUCACUCAAGAGUACAUGCAGAUCCCAGCCGUCACGCGAGCAUAUACCACUGCAUGCGUCCUGACAACUGCAGCUGUGCAAUUGGAGUUCAUUACACCGUUUCAGCUCUAUUUUAACCCUGACUUGAUAUUAAAGAAAUACCAGAUAUGGCGACUGAUCACAAACUUCUUGUUUUUUGGACCUCUUGGAUUCAGCUUCUUGUUCAACAUGAUUUUUCUAUAUCGUUACUGUCGAAUGCUGGAGGAAGGCUCCUUCCGUGGUCGAACAUCAGAUUUUGUCUAUAUGUUCCUGUUCGGUGGUGUUCUAAUGACUGUAUCCUUCAGCAUUCAUCACAUUAACAACAGCCAAGCAUGCAUCUCUUCACCAAACCAUGUAUCGUGUCAUUAUCAAUGAUUACUAUCAAUGAUUACUUAGCUCAUGUCUUUUGAAACGUAUAUGUAUACUACCAGUCAGUUCAGUUGGGA